AUGGUCCGCAUCACUCUCUUCACCACUCUCGCUCUCGCCAUGACGGCCUUCGCGCAGAUCAAGCCCAACAACGCUGGUGCGAGCAAAGUUGGCAAGGGUGACGGCUCUCAGUUCAUCACGGGCGGAUGCGUCAGUGACGCCGACUGCUCUUCCGCGUGCUGCGCGAACGCCAGCGGCGUCGGCGUGUGCUCCGCUGAGGCGGCACAGUUCCAGAACGGCAAGAAUGGCUGCGGUUUCGACGACCCCAACGCCGCUGCAACCAUUGCUGCUGCUCAGGCCCAAGCCAAGAAGCAAGGUUUCUAA
Messenger RNA from Colletotrichum siamense, 303 nucleotides. RefSeq lists its product as uncharacterized. The transcript is spliced from 2 exons. NCBI's taxonomy places the organism in Eukaryota, Fungi, Ascomycota, Sordariomycetes, Glomerellales, Glomerellaceae. The record is from RefSeq and is a predicted model, not a curated record. The coding region runs from base 1 to 303 and encodes 100 amino acids.